AUGGCAGGAACCACUUCUUCAAUCAUCUCCAAUCUAUUGUCUUCCUUGAAACGGAUAUCCCAGUUUAUGCCUAACUUUUCUUCGUUGGCUGCAUCUUCCUCAUCAUCCAUAGCACAAGAAGAUGUAACUGCUGCCAAAGUUGAUUCGAUCCAAAAAACAUUAAUGGAGGAUUUGAGCCGAUUGUCGAAGAUGCUGCAAAGAAUUCAGGCAGUCCUUCAUGAUGCCGAGGAGAGGGAGAUCUAUGACAAGGCUAUCCAACUCUGGCUCAACGAGCUUAGAGAAGUUGCUUAUGAUGCUGAAGAUGUCUUGGAUCAAUAUGAUUAUCAAGUUAUCAAAAUCCAAGUGGAAGGAAUGACAGCAGCAGCUGAAGCUGAGCCAUCUUUAAAUAGGAAGCUAGUAGAUGAUCAUGAUGAUGAUAAAGAUGAGGAUAUGCAUGACUACCAGGCACGAAUCUCGAGGACUUUCGACGGACUAAUAUCCGAUGCCGGAAUUCUUCGUGUCGUCGGACUAAUACCCUUCAUCGGACUUCUCCAACGGCUGUUGGAGUCACUGCGUGCCCAUAGCGGUGCGACUGUUCAUCCGCACGUGUGGGUCAUUCCGUCUCCGCAUGAGCUUGGAUGCUUGGAUAAUGAGAAAUCAUGGUUAUUAUUCCAAAGACAUGCUUUUUGUGGUUGGGAACCUGGUCAACAACAAAAUUUUGAACAAUUGGGGCGGGGAAUUACUAAGAAAUGUGGAGGAUUGCCUUUGGCUUUAAAGGCAAUUGGAGGAUUUCUACGAUAUGAAGUUAAGGAGCAGAUUUGGAAGGAUGUUUUAAACAAUAAUCUAUGGGAGUUGGAGGAGACUAGAAGUCUUAUUUUGCCAUCACUAAGGAUAAGCUAUAAUUACAUGCCUGCACAUCUUAAACCAUGCUUUCUCUAUGCAUCUCUAUUCCCAAAGGAUCAUUCAUUUGGGAAAGAAGAAUUGACAGGAAUGUGGAUAGCUCAAGGUUACAUUCAAUUUACAGGAAGAAAAAGAUUUUUGGAAGAUAUUGCAUUUGAAUUCUUCGAAGACUUGGUGACAAGGUCAUUCUUUCAACACUCUAAAGUAGGUAUUGGAAAUUUUACUUUGCAUGAUAUGGUGCAUGAUUUGGCUAAGUUUAUAGCGAGAAAUGAGAUAUGUUCUUCAUUAGAGUUUGAUGAAUUGAAGAACAUCCCCAGAGAUGCAAAGCAUAUUUUCAUAAAAGACACAAAGGUUGAUCGAGUACAUUCACUUGGGAAUAUAAGAACACUUUAUAUUUCUACAACGUAUCAUUAUUCUGUGGCACUUCAACAAAAUGUAUUUUCUGAGAUUCCAUUCUCUCAUUUGGGCUACAUGCGUGUUUUUAUAUUUCGUGUGCCUAUGUUCAAUUGCAGCUCUGAAUUUAUAGAUUUGAUAGGUAACCUACAGUUACUCCGUUACCUCUCUAUCUUUGUGUAUACAAUCCAAAUGACAGAAAACUCAUUAUGCAGACUUUACAAGUUACAAACACUAAGACUAGAAUCAUUUCAUAUAAAUAUGCUACCCCUUGCAAUGGGAAAUCUUAUCAACUUACGUCACUUGGUUAUUCGUAGCAAAUUUCAAGAUUUGUUGCCGAAACCAUAUUUUGGGAGUAAAAAUAUCCUUGAUUUUAAUUUUAAUUGGGUAUAUAAUAUUUUGGAAGGGGAUGUACUUAGUUAUGAAGUAAGAAAAGAUGGCCAAAAUUCUAAUAUUAGUUUGCUAGAACCACUACAAAAUUUGCGAGGAAAUCUAAUACUUUGUGGGCUUGAAAAUGUGGUCGAUUAUGAAGAAGCAAAGAGUGCUAAUUUGCAAAGUAAGCCAUAUGUUGAGAGCCUAUCACUUAUAUGGAAAUAUGAUAAAUAUGUUGAAUGUGCAAGGAAUGAUGAUAAAGCUAUUCUUGAAGGCCUCCAACCCCACACAAACCUUAAAGAGUUAACCAUUCAAGGCUACAGUGGUAGCAGCUUCCCAAGUUGGUUUGGCAAUCCUCACUUCUCCAAUUUAACAAACAUAAGCUUGAGAGAUUUCAACAACAAUGAAGAAUGUAGGCUUCUUCCUUUGUCUAAGCUACCAUCUCUCACUUCACUUGUAAUUAUUCGUAAUUAUCGGAUUACUAGAAUGGGGCAAGAUUUUUGGUGUUCUGAUGUCUCUCCUGAUGAUCUUGAGAAUUACUCUAUGGAGGAGCAUGAGGAUUUUCAUUCAUCUGAUUAUUUGACAAAUAAAAGUUUGCUUCAAUGGAAAGAGCAACCAAUGGUAAAGCAUGGAGAUUUCUCAAGCCUAAAGACUUUACGCAUAGGUUAUUGCAAGAUGUUGCAACAUAUAUCAAGCCUCCCAUCAAGACUUAAGGAAUUUAUAGUGUAUUCUAUUGGUUUGCAGAAUUAUUGGUAUCGUCCAGCUGUUGUGGAAGAGUUGAUUGAGAACUCGAACUUUGAGCCUUCCGAGGAGAUUGAUUCGGCCACGUCCUUAGGAUCUAGACCGUCUUUACCGAGGGUGUUAGUUGAGCUUGAUAUCACCAAAUCAUAUCCUGAUUGUAUUUGGUUAGGUUAUGAAAAGCUUGGCUAUGUUCACCAAGUCGUUAUGGAUGAAUUUCCUUCAUUUUGCGGUACUUGUCGCUACUCUGGUCAUGCGCUGGGUGAAUGCCGGUCAAAAAAUGUUGUUUUGGAAUCGUCGGGUUUACCUAAAAUUGUAGAACCUAUCGCUAAAAACGGUGACCCUGUUACUGUGGAACUGGUUGCUGUAGCUCUGAAUAAUUGUGAUCUUCCUGCUUCUAAUCAAGGGGAACGGGCGCUCCCUGUGGGCGAAGUGACUGGAUUUGUGGAUUCUUUGGUUAUUUUUAAUUCGUCUGACACUAUAUCCCCUAUGAAUUUGGUUAAUUUGGUUAAUGAUGCGAAUGUUGUGCCUUGUGGUCAUGUUGAUAACUCGGUUGUCCUAUCCCCCGAUGCAGUUCCCUUUGUCCCUAUGGUUACUGUGUCAGGUGUUAAUGAACUUCAGUCUGCUGAUGCAUUGGUUUUACCUGUUACUGAGGUUGGGGCUGGGUCUGUUGUACCGGCUGCUCUGUCAUCUGAUGUUGGAAUUUCCCUUUUGCCGGUUGUGACUGCUGUUAGUGAUCCUGAGCGAAUGCUGGUGGAGAAAUUGAAUGGUAACUUGGUGUGUUCCAAUAAUUGUGUUGAUGCCCCUGUACAAGUGGUGGAUACGCUCAAUUUGGUGAAUUGUUUGGGCGAUAAAUCUGGCUUUGAUAUUAGAAAUCACGAUUUCAACAAAAGCGUCUGCGACAAGAUUUAUCGGCGUCGUCCAGCUGUUGUGGAGUUGUAUAAGAAUCCGAACAAUGAGUCUUGGCAUGAGGAUUUCGUCAACAACGACUCCGACAAGGAAUCUGACGGCAGCUCAUCCGACGAGGUAUCUGUACGAAUUUUACACGUGAAAAUGAAGUCAUCAUACUUGAAAAUUAAAAAUCGAUGA
Messenger RNA from Dendrobium catenatum, 3471 nucleotides. RefSeq names its product putative disease resistance RPP13-like protein 1. The record is from RefSeq and is a predicted model, not a curated record. The coding region runs from base 1 to 3471 and encodes 1156 amino acids. The transcript has 12 exons. Gene Ontology annotation, molecular function: ADP binding. Lineage: Eukaryota; Viridiplantae; Streptophyta; Magnoliopsida; Asparagales; Orchidaceae. Gene Ontology annotation, biological process: defense response to other organism.